GAAUCUUCGAUCUGAUUUGAGAUGUGUUGUGGUAUUACCUAAGCCUUUCAGAGCUCCAGUUGCUUAAAUAGAAGUUCGAUCCCGCAUGACUUUAUUCAAUUCAAAAAAGCCCAUCAAGAUGCGUCGUUUUGUGUGUCUUUUCGUUCUCUCCCAAGUGUUUUUAGAUAACGUUGCCGCUCAAAUUCACUGUUCACCAAUAGACUUCGCAUCUUCUGACGAUAUUCCAGAAUGUACGUUUGGAUGUUAUUGUGUCAGAGGAAGGGUUAGUCUGUACGGUUGGUUUAGGUCUAAUACUGUCUGUCGUUAUCCUGAAUGUGAUGGUGUCGUAGAAUGUGCACAUCCCACAAUAUCAUGUGGAUGUCCAAUUUGCGAUGGACGCCAAGAUUGUGUUGUUAUAGAUGGUAAUGGUCAAGAAGUCACAAUCGAUGCAGGACAACCACAACAAGUAGGAUGUGCCAUCUGCGAGUGUAAUCCGGCAGACCCGGCCGUGCCGUUCCCCGAAUCGCCUGACGGAAGUAUCUCGACUCAACAGAGAAGGUGUGUCAGGAACUCAAUAAUACCUUUAUCUGAUAUAUAA
Anneissia japonica is the source of this 577-nucleotide messenger RNA. RefSeq lists its product as uncharacterized. The record is from RefSeq and is a predicted model, not a curated record. The transcript is spliced from 2 exons. NCBI's taxonomy places the organism in Eukaryota, Metazoa, Echinodermata, Crinoidea, Comatulida, Comatulidae. The coding region runs from base 86 to 577 and encodes 163 amino acids.